AUGCCAGAGCCUGUGCCACAGGACUUGAAGGCUCCAGAGCCGGAGCACUGUCCUGGUCCACAGUCAGAGGAUGCUGGUAAAGGCGAUGCCUGUACUGGAUGUGCCAACAAAGAGAUCUGUGAAUCGUUACCUAAGGGACCUGACCCUGAUAUUCCCUUGAUAAAUGAACGCCUGAAAGACAUAAAGCACAAGAUACUGGUGCUUUCGGGUAAAGGAGGUGUGGGCAAGAGCACGUUUACCAGUAUGCUCUCUUGGGCUCUUGCAGCAGACGAAGACGUUGAGGUGGGAGCGAUGGACUUGGAUAUCUGUGGACCUUCGCUACCAAGAAUGCUCGGAGCCCAAGGUGAAACUGUGCACUCCUCGAACUCUGGAUGGACGCCGGUUUACGUGGCUGAUAACCUGGGGAUGAUGAGUAUUGGGUUCAUGCUACCAGAUGAGGAUUCCGCCAUUAUAUGGAGAGGAGCUAAGAAGAAUGGGUUAAUAAAGCAAUUCCUCAAAGAUGUUGACUGGGGCCACCUGGAUUAUUUGGUUGUUGAUACGCCACCGGGCACUUCAGACGAACAUAUCUCUGUUAAUUCGUUCCUGAAGGGCUCGGGCAUCGACGGUGCAUUAAUAGUAACCACGCCACAAGAGGUGGCCCUCCUAGACGUACGAAAGGAGAUCGACUUUUGUCGCAAGGCAGGGAUCAGAGUACUGGGUAUUGUAGAGAAUAUGAGUGGGUUUGUGUGUCCAGGAUGCCAUGGAGAGUCUCAAAUAUUCAAGGCAACCACCGGAGGUGGUGAGGCACUCAGUAAAGAGCUAGGGGUCCCGUUCUUGGGGAGCGUACCCUUGGACCCAAGAAUUGGCAGGGCAUGUGAUAACGGAGAGAGUUUCUUAGAUCUGUAUCCUGACAGCCCUGCUACCACAGCAAUAUUGGACGUUGUUGAUAAGUUAUUAGAGGCAGUCGAUGCCGAGUAA
Messenger RNA from Williopsis jadinii, 957 nucleotides. It is a transcript of the gene NBP35, whose product is annotated as Fe-S cluster-binding ATPase. Lineage: Eukaryota; Fungi; Ascomycota; Saccharomycetes; Phaffomycetales; Wickerhamomycetaceae. The transcript has a single exon. The record is from RefSeq and is a predicted model, not a curated record. Gene Ontology annotation, biological process: iron-sulfur cluster assembly. Gene Ontology annotation, molecular function: ATP-dependent FeS chaperone activity; 4 iron, 4 sulfur cluster binding; ATP binding. Bases 1 to 957 code for a protein of 318 amino acids. Gene Ontology annotation, cellular component: cytosol.